Cavia porcellus (domestic guinea pig) is the source of this 5486-nucleotide messenger RNA. RefSeq names its product ring finger protein 34 (gene Rnf34). The record is from RefSeq and is a predicted model, not a curated record. Gene Ontology annotation, biological process: proteasome-mediated ubiquitin-dependent protein catabolic process; protein K48-linked ubiquitination; negative regulation of extrinsic apoptotic signaling pathway via death domain receptors. The coding region runs from base 169 to 1323 and encodes 384 amino acids. Gene Ontology annotation, cellular component: plasma membrane; cytoplasm. The transcript has 6 exons. NCBI's taxonomy places the organism in Eukaryota, Metazoa, Chordata, Mammalia, Rodentia, Caviidae. Gene Ontology annotation, molecular function: ubiquitin protein ligase activity.
CUUCUUCUCGGGGAGCGCGCGAGCGUGACCACGCCUCUUACGUCUGGACGCUCGGUGGCCUCGGGAGGCGCCGUAGUCGCCUCGGAGAAGGAAGGGGAGCAGCUGUGGAGGAUCUGCUAUGGUGCUGAGUUUCCCGGCAGAGCCGACCGAGUCGAGGCGGCCGUGGCCAUGAAGGCGGGUGCCACGUCGAUGUGGGCGUCGUGCUGCGGGCUGCUGAAUGAAGUCAUGGGCACUGGUGCUGUGAGGGGCCAGCAGUCAGGGUUCCCAGGAGGCGCUGGGCCGUUCCGGUUCACGCCAAACUCAGACUUUUCUGCCUACCCAGCAGCAGCCACGGAUGGGCCUAAUGUAGUCUGCAAAGCCUGUGGCCUCUCAUUCUCAGUCUUUCGAAAGAAGCAUGUGUGCUGUGAUUGCAAGCAGGACUUCUGUUCCGUGUGCUCGGUCUCCCACGAGAACCUCCGCCGCUGCUGCACCUGCCACCUGCUGCGCGAGACGGCCUUCCAGCGGCCGCAGCUCAUGCGCCUCAAGGUGAAGGACCUGCGGCGGUACCUGGCCCUGCGGGGCGUCCCCACCGACACCUGCCGUGAGAAGGAAGACCUGGUGGACCUGGUGCUGUGCCACCAUGGACUGGACUCCGAGGAUGACCUGGACUCCAGCAGCCUCAACUCUUCCCGCUCCCAGGCGUCCAGCUUUUUCACAGAGUCCCUGUUCGCCCCCUACACGGCCUCCUCAGCUACCACGGCCUCCUUCCUGGGGGAGCUCUCGGGCAGAGGUUGCCCCUCCAGGGCCGGAGCCCUGGCGCAGGCCCAGAGUGAGGUGGCCUCUGCAGACACGGAAGAUGAGGAGGACGAAGAGGAUGAAGACGACGAGGAGGAAGAAGAGGAGGACGAGGACGAGGACGAGGAUGAGGAUGAAGAGAACUUGGAGGAGCAGACACCGGGGCUCUCCAGGAAGCGGGGCCGAGCCUCACUGUCCGACCUGUCCAGCCUGGAGGAGGUGGAGGGCAUGAGUGUGCGCCAGCUCAAGGAGGUCCUGACAAGGAACUUCGUCAGCUACUCUGGCUGCUGCGAGAAGUGGGAGCUGGUGGAGAAGGUCAGCCGGCUGUACAAGGAGAACGAGGAGAACCAGAAGUCAUACAGCGAGCGGCUGCAGCUGCAGGACGAGGAGGAUGACAGCCUGUGCCGUAUCUGCAUGGAUGCUGUCAUCGACUGUGUCCUGCUCGAGUGCGGACACAUGGUUACCUGCACCAAGUGCGGCAAGCGCAUGAGCGAGUGUCCCAUCUGCCGGCAGUACGUGGUGCGCGCUGUGCACGUGUUCAAGUCCUGAGGCCACGCACCCCAUGGGACCCAGAUAUCUUGAUGCACAGAGUGACGGGAAAGUCACUGUUGAAAGGCAGAAGCUAUUUUUAAAAGUUAUUUUCAUUACUAAUGGGGACAGACAAGUUCGUCCUAAGCCGAAGGCACACCGGUCCGUGCCAUCAGCCUGUGGACACAGCCCACUUCCACUGGGCUCACUUGUCCCAGGAGCACUGACUGCAGAAGUCGGGCUGGUGACCACAGGGGGUGACCUGUCAGCUGACCCUUCUCCCAUGUGGACCCUCUGUGGGCACUGGGCGCGUGAGCUUACGGACAGACACGGCGGCCUCCGACAUUCCCUUUAUUAGUCAUGUGUAUUUUAAAGGCUAACACUUGAUGAAUGUAACUUUCCACAUCGUGGCUAUUUCUGCAUUUCAGCCUACUUGGGAAUGGAUGUUCUGUAGUCAACUGCCAGGGCCUUAGACUAAACAUGCCCAUUUCUGUUCAGGUACAGCUUUUUAUAGCAAGGGCUGCCUCCGGCUUCUGACGUUACAAGAGUGCGUGCUGUGUUAACGUAUGAUUAGUUUACAGUUUUGUAGGGUGAAGGUGUAUUUUUCGUGCUACCUGCUAGCUGGUUUCAACUUUAGAAAUAAAAUCAGAUGUAAAAAAAAUGCUUUACUUCACACUGGCUCUGCCAGCUCCUGUAGCUUGUGUGUAGUAGGAACCUGUGUGCGCCUGGCUUGGGGCCCUCAGAUCCCUUCCCAGCAGCGGUGUAAGGUCAGCUACUGAUCGGCUGUUUCCUGUGACCCGGGAUUGGUGGGGCAGUCCUGGGGCCUGAGCACAGGGCUGUCACACUUACCUACAGAUGCCCAUUUGGCUUUAAACAUUUCAGACAGGCCAUCUCUUAAGGACCUAAGUUGCCCAGGCUGAGCUUGAACUUAAGAUCCUCUUGCCUCAGCUUCCCAGAGUGCUGGAGGUUACAAGCCUGUACCACCAGGCCUGGGUGAUUGUUGUGCUUGGUUCUGUAGUUCUCUCCAGAGGGAUGCAGGGGGAAGCCAGCCUCUGUGAAGUUCCAGGACUCAUUUAAAGCCUUACCUCUAAAGAGACUGCACCAGCACCAGGGCCAGGUGGCACACGGACACACACAGCUCAGGUUCUGCCUUCCCAAGUGACUGCAUCACAACCUGAGCCUCGCUCUGCUGCGCUGGAAUACACGUCAGAGGAGCAGCUUGCGACAUUAGCUCAUGUAGAAAGGCCCUGCCAUUUCUGUAUGUCCAGCUUGGGGCAGGGUGGCUUUUAGUUGAGCACAAAUGAAUCCACUGGUAGUGGGCAGAGAGGAUUUUAGGAGAUGGCUGACUUGGGCAAAUCACCAGUUGUCUUCUGACUACGUAGUAACACACACUUAACGUGCACUGUGAUUAGAAUAAACUAGUCAAGCUGGGCAUGGCAGUGCACACCUGUAAUCCCAGCACUUGGGAGGCUGAGGGGAAAAAGAUUCAGCUAGUCAAUUGAUGGACACCAAAGCAGCUGUAUACUCAGGCAGACAGCUUACCCUUGUAUGUGGGGCAGAAAGUCUGGCUAAUGUGGAGCAAACAUGUUUUCUUGCCUUUGCUCAAUUUUCAGUCCACACAUGUAAAUCACAGCUGUCUUUGAGUGUCUGGCUGGUCUUGCUGCCACCCUGGGAGCUGGGGCUGAGUCUGGCUGCUGUAGCCAGUGGUGCCGGCCCACGCUGCUGGAUUUUUCCUUUGGGAGGCUUCUCUAAGAAAACACGUGAAUAACAUUCCCCAAGUCCUUAACUUUGUAAUAGGAAGUCUUACAUUCAGGCCAGCGGGUGCAGCAAACAUUUAAAUAUAAGUGAGGCUGCAGGUGUUGAAAGUUAAAUUUAAAAUUUCAGAUUGAUUUAUGCAGUCUGGCUCCAAGGCAGCUUGGCUACCAGUUCCUUUGGAUUUUCAAAUCAUAUCUUAGGUCUUCCUUCCUAGCCAGAGUAAAAAAGCUAAGCCCAUGGACCCUAACACUGGCUUACAGUUGCCCACCCUACUUUUGUCUUUGAGACAGGGUCUCCUUAUGCAGUUCAGGUUGGCCUUUUAUUCACUUUGUAGCCCAGGCUGGUCUCAAACUCAAAGCACUCCUGCUGCCUCAGCCUCCCUAGUGGUGGGAUUAUAGGCAUGCACCACCAUGCCCAGUUCCACCUACUUUUCUACUGUAAACCUGUACUUUAGUAUACUGAUAGCCACCUGUGCCUCUCAGUAGCUGUGCCUAAAAAAUACGGGAAGAGCAAUUUUUCAGUCUUUGCUUUUAGCAGACUGGCAAGGUAUGUGCAAAAGCAUCAAGCUGGGAUUUUUACCCACGUAAUGCUCCAACAGGUUUUGCAUAUAUUUACCUGAGUAUCACUGGGGUAAAAUACACCCACCGAAACAUGUAUUUUACCAUAAAUGGAAUGUGUAUGUGACUCUCUCUGAGCCUGGGGAAAGCAAAGGCUCAUCUGUGCAUUUACCCAGUUGGCAGAUGGAUGGCAAGUUGUGUCAGGAGAUCCAAAGUAGCAGCAGGUGAGUUUUACCCAUGAAAUGCACAUUGCUGAAUAAAUUUCUGUGCAUUUAGGAUCUGUUUUUUAUAAAAGUUUUCUCUUGAUUUUUCUGGUAGAAGUAGCCCAAUUCAGUAUAAUGAUACAUGAACAACCAGAUUUGCAAGUUUUGGAGGAGGUAAAGAACGAAUCAUCAGAUAGCUCAUUCAUGCAUGGAUGGUGAAGAUGACUGACACUGGCCACGUGAGCCAGAGUUCCUUAACAGUGAACUGGAGCAAGAACCACCUGGUACAGACACACGGAACCGAAGUCUGAUUCACAUGACAAAGAAAACAGCAACGUGAGUACAUACCUGACUAGUAGAAAUGGUAGAGUGGUCACACAACCAGUGUUGGAACUAUGUCUGAAAAUACAGUGAGGACCUUGGCAGAGGUGAAACCUACUAGAUGGAAUGCCAGCACUGCUUUCGGUGUUGAAAACUGUAACCAGACAGAAUGCUACAGAUGUAAAAUACAUAAAUGCUGAAAUAGAAGUAAAACGUUCUGUAUGCACCAAUAGCUAUACUCGAAAAUUUAUUCUGACACCUUACUAACUGAACUGAAAGCACUUAUAGGUCUGCUGUACUUGGCAGGGCUUUCUCAGGGUAAUCAUAGGAAUGUAAGACUUACAGAAGUGAAGGCUAUGAGCUCGAGGUUUGCAGUGUAACCCUUGCUAUUUGGUUUCCUUCCAAAUUGACUGAGGUAGCUGAAUAUGAUGGCCCAUGCCUGUAAUCCCAGCAUUGAGGAGACUGAGUCAGGAGGUCUGCUUCGAGUCUGAGGCCAGCCUGGAUUAAUAGCAAACCCAUCUCAAAAAAAAAAAGUCUUGAGGUUUGAUGACAAAAACAUGUGCCUAGAAAGAAAAAACCGAUAAUCUGGUUAUCUGCUUCUGGUUUGAGAGAUCUGUGUGUGCAUCAUUAUUAAGAAAUUUGUACUACAUCUGAAUACAUGACUAUUGAUGGUCCUCUUGUAGCAUUUCAUGGUUGCUAUAAGUUCAGGCAGUAUAUUUCCCAAAAACCUUCAAAAUAUGCCAUAAAAUUGUAUGCCCUUGUAGAAGCAAAGACUUAUUUUUUUUGGUCUUUUUGAGGGUCACACCAUACAGCUGUCAUGUGAGAAGGCUACCUUGGGUGUGACAGUUGAAGCAAAGAUUAUUUCUAGUAGAUUUUUGUUUGUAUUGACACUGUAUAUAGGUUUUAACUUCUGAUGUUAUCUUUCAGGUUUUGUAAGCAAGUACAUGGCUGAUGUGAAAAUGUUUAUUCUAAACAUGCAACACAUAUUAAAAAUUAUUUUAUUGCUACUUUAUAUUCCUGCUCCCUGUGCAUUGGGUAGAUAAUAAUCUCCUGACAAAGCAGCAAGACCAACAAGAUGUCAAGUAUGUUCUACGAAAAGGGCAGAAAAGAGAACACAUGUGCUGUCAGUGAGUGUCAGUGACAUGAGUGUGUGGCCCAUGCUGCUGUUGUGUGUGGAGACUGUGUUAGGUGUGGUAAUUGAAGAUUUUUUUUUGUCGAGUGCUACUGGUAUUUUCAUUGUAGUUCCUAUAGGAAUUUGUUAUUUUUUUUUUUUUUAGAGUUAGUACAUUAAAGAAGUUGAAAAUUUUGAUAUUUUAUAAACAAUAAAUAUUAAAAAUUUAAUACUUUA